Molecule: messenger RNA, 17385 nt
Organism: Oryctolagus cuniculus (rabbit)
Lineage: Eukaryota; Metazoa; Chordata; Mammalia; Lagomorpha; Leporidae
Source: RefSeq, a predicted model, not a curated record
UGCCCUGGGAUUUCCAAGAAAGCCAGGGGGGCCACUGCAGGACACUUGGCUUGUUACGAAAUUUAAUGGAGAGCGCCAGUUAUUGGAGUGAUGUCUACACAGAGCAAAAGGGGGUGGGUACUGGGGUGGAGAAGCAAGCUGCAACUGCCGAACCUUAAAAGAAAGUUGAAGGUUGGAGAAUGAAUUAUCUCACAUUGGAUAAGGACUGCAGCAUUCAAGAAAAAAUAGACUUAGAAAUUCGAAUGCGAGAAGGAAUAUUGAAACUCCUUUCUCUGAUCACUCAGAAGGACCAGAUUUUACAUGCAGUUAAGAAUCUCAUGGUGUGCAAUGCUCGGAUAUUGGCUUAUACAUCAGAGCUACAGAAGUUAGAAGAGCAGACUGCAAAUGGAACUGGAAGAUGUGAUGUGAAUUUUGAAAAUAAAGAACGAACAGCAUGUAAAGGAAAGAUUGCCAUAUCAGAUGUUCGAAUACCAUUAAUGUGGAAAGACUCCGAUCACUUCAGCAAUAAAGAACGUUCACAACGAUAUGCCAUUUUUUGUUUGUUCAAAAUGGGAGCUAAAGUUUUUGAUACUGACAUGGUGAUUGUGGAUAAAACAGUUACAGAUAUAUGUUUUGAAAAUGUAACCAUAUUCAGUGAAGCAGGGCCAGACUUUCAGAUAAAGAUGGAGGUGUAUAGCUGCUGUACAGAAGACUCCUCCAUAGCCAGCACACCUAAGAAGCUAGCAAAGAAACUUAAGACAUCCCUAAGUAAAGCUACAGGAAAGAAAAUACACUCUGUGCUUCAAGAGGAUGAUCAUGAAAAGUGCUUGCUCUUCAGCUCAGCUGUUUUUGGUGCAAAGUAUCAUUUGCUGGCUUAUACUACUCUAACCUUGGAAAGUGCAGAGGACAGCUUCAAGACCCAUAAUCUGUCUAUUAAUGGAAAUGAGGAGUCCUCAUUCUGGCUUCCCCUCUAUGGCAACAUGUGCUGCCGAUUGGUCGCCCAGCCAGCUUGUAUGGCUGAGGAUGCCUUUGCAGGAUUUCUUAAUCAGCAGCAAAUGGUAGAAGGUCUGAUUAGCUGGAGAAGGUUGUAUUGUGUUUUGAGAGGGGGGAAGCUGUACUGCUUUUACAGUCCAGAAGAAAUUGAUGCUAAAGUGGAACCAACUUUGGUAGUGCCUGUUAACAAGGAAACCAGAAUUCGAGCAAUGGAUAAAGAUACCAAGAAAAGAAUCCAUAGUUUCUCUGUCAUCAACCCUGUUGCUGGACAAGCUAUCACUCAGAUUUUUACAGUUGACAGUAGAGAAGAUCUUCAGAAGUGGAUGGAAGCCUUCUGGCAGCAUUUCUUUGAUCUUAGCCAGUGGAAGCACUGUUGUGAAGAACUUAUGAAAAUUGAGAUUAUGUCACCACGGAAACCACCUUUGUUCUUGACAAAAGAGGCGACCUCAGUCUACCAUGAUAUGAGCAUUGAUUCACCUAUGAAAAUUGAAAGUUUAACUGAUAUAAUACAAAAAAAAAUUGAAGAGACAGAUGGACAGUUCCUUAUUGGUCAGCAAGAAGAAGCCUCCCCACCUCCUUGGGCUGUACUCUUUGAUGGUAAGCAUAAAAUGGUCAUUCAGAAAAAGAUACUGUCUCCUGAAAGUGAACACCUACCUGAUGGGAAAGGGAAAAAGAGACGGGCUCCUCUUCCUCCUUCUGAUAAACCUCCAUUCAGCUUAAAAACACAGAGCAACUCAGAACAACCUGUUAAGGAUGACUGGGGAAAAACAAGUACGCCCCGAACCUCACCUUUGGAGACCAGACUGUCAACCCUAAUGCACCACUUACAGAAGCCAACAGCUGCUCCUCAAAAACUGCUUCCUGCCAGGAGAGAGAGUUUAACUGAUGGUAACCACAUAGACACUAAAACCAGCUUUGAAGCCAAGCCAGUGCCAACCCCAAGGCAGAAAUCCAUCAAAGACAUUUUGGACCCCAGAUCAUGGUUGCAAGAUCCUACUAAAUUUAUUUUACCUAUUACUAUUUAUUAAAAAUGGAAGCCGCCUUGAUUUAGAGACAACUCAUAUAAGGGGCUGUGCUAAGAAACCAGUGUCACAGAGGAUAUGGAGGUUGGGCUAGGCCUUGAAGAACAUAGGAAGAAGUGGAAGCAAGGAGGGGUCCAUUGAGAAGAUGAACCUGCAGCAACAAAGGUACGGGGUGGGGGGUACUGCUGCCUGGAACCUGACGGCUUUGGGUGACAGAUUGUGGUGGCCCUACAAGGUGAGUUCACAUCCUGUAGAACCUUGAAUACCAGGCUGAGAGUAGUGUGGACUCACUCUAGGUUCUUGUCUAUUGGAGACAUGAUGAUUCCCAUUAUUCUUUCUAGGACAAAGGGAGUAUGCAUUUCCCGUUGAAAAAUGUUCUCUCCAAAAAGGCUUCAUAUUUAUACUAUCACCAAUAUGCCAACAUUUUUUAAGAUUUAUUUAUUUAUUUGAAAGUAAGAAUUACAGAGAGAGAGAGAGAGACCAGAUGGAGAUGGAAAGAAUCUUCGAUCUGCUGGUUCACUCCCUAGAUGGCCACAGGUAUUUGGGAGUGAACCAGAGGAUGUAAUGUCUGUCCAUCUCUCCCUCUUUCUCUCUCUCUCCAUCUAUACCUUUCAAGUAAUAUGGAGAAAAAUAAUUUUUAUAGUAUGAUAUAUUUUUGAAUUUGACAACUUUGGCUUUUGGUGGGAUUGUGCAUCUAUACCUUAAUUGUUCAUUUGUUUUUAUUUUUCUGUGGAUCGCAUAUUUAUAUCUCAGUAUUCUAAUUGGUAUUUAUGUUUUGUUUAUAGAUUUUUUUAUUGUAUUACAGGUUCUGUCUCCUUGUUUAUCAUAUGCUUGCAAUAUUUUUUCUGAGUAUUAUUUGUCAUACAACUUGGAUUAAAAGUAUUUUUUCCAUAAAGAUGUUUUUAAUAUUUAUGUAGCUAAAGGUACAAAUCUUUUUUUAAAUAUAAAUUCCAGGCUUCAUCUGCAUAGAAGGAAAUGCCAAAACUAUAAAAGCUAUUCCAAUAUUUUCUCCUAGUACUUAAAAUUUUUGAUACAUUUACAUUUACAUGUAUUUGAUCCAUCUGGAAUUUAAUUUAGUUUAGGUGUGAAGUAGAAGCUUAUUUUCAUUUUUGCUACUGAUUUGAAAUGCCUAAUUAUCAUAUGUUAAUUUUCUGUGUGUGAGUCUGCUUUUGGUUUCCAUUCUGUUUCUUUACUCUGUGAUGAAAAGGCCCAACAUUGGUUUAAUAACUACAAAUAUAUAUAUAUAUAUAUGUGUGUGUGUAUAUAUAUAUAUAUAUAUAUAUAUAUAAAGGCGUGUAGGGCAGAGCACAGUAGUUAGGAGCACAGAUGCAGUGUAGUAAACAGGAGCUGGGACUUUGCAGCCAGGUGACAUUUACCAGCACUGAGACAUCGCUUAAUCAUUCUGUCCUUCAGCUGUCUCUCAGUGUUCCCGCCUCUAAAAUAUGGGUAAUAAUAGGGUGAUCGUGAAGAUUUAGUGAGUUUCUCUAUUCAAAGUGCUUAAAGCAGUGUCCACCAGAUUGUAAGCAUUUAUAAAAGUACUUAGUAUUAUUGUCAUCAUUUUCCCCCAAAUGUUCUUACUUUUCUCACUCAUGAUUCUUAGAAUUGGUCCCUAAAAGGGCUUGUUAAGGGAUUCUCGGAAGACAGUUCCCUUCCCAUGAGGAAUUCUGAUGCCAGCUGUUAAGAAAUUUUAUUUUUAAACAAUAUGUAUUUAUUUGAAAGGGAAAGAGAGACACAGAGAUCUUCUAACAGUUGGUUCCCUCUGCAAAUGGCCCCCACGUCCAGGGCUGGCCUAGGCUAAAGCCAGGAGCCGGGAACUCCAUCCAGGUCUACACAUGGGUGGCAGGGGUCCAAGGACCUGGGCUGUCAUCCACUGCCUUCCCAGGCACAUUAGCAAGAAACUAAAUCAGAAGCUGAACAACCAGGACUCAAACCAGCACUCAGAUAUGGGAUGUGGGCUUCACAAGAGGUGGCUUAAGCCACUGAAUCACAAAGCUAGUCCCAAGAAAAUUUAUUUCUUUAACCUUGAAAAUAAUAAGCACUCAAUAAAUGACAGCCAUGAUUAUAGUAAUAGUUACUAUUUGGGAAGGACUGGGCAUGGUGCAAAGCUAGUGCAUCCUCCUCAGAUGUUCCUUCUCCUCCUUUCCUGCUUGGAGAAGGAAAAGAAAAAAAGCCGGGUGGGCCACGGAGCGAGGGUGCAGAAGCAGCGGCUCCCUUUCCUUCCUUUGGGAGAGUUUGUAAAUCAGUCUCUGUUCUUCAGAGCCCUCCGCUGUAGUCCUUGCCUUUAUAGAGCUGCUGAGGAAGUGAGAAACGACUGUCCCAUCUCUGUUUCAGCCGUGGAUCUCGGAGACCUGUGGAACAGAAUGCUCCCAGAGCUGCAUGUAGGGGUAACGUGGGCUUUGGUGUGGAGAUGCUCGGCCUGCAGCACAAAUCAGCAGGCAUGGAAUCUGUCACUUAGGAGCCUUCUAAAGAAUUUUUUGAAAUACCAUGUGUCCCUUAUAUUUUUAUGUUAGCAUUUAAAAUUGUUAGUCAUAAACUUGCUAGUUAUUUUUUAAUGAUAAUUAGAAUUUUCCAGUAAGUGAUGACAUUUUAAAAUAAAGGAUUACAUCACUCUAAUAAAAUUUAAACCCCGUAGAAAUUGAAUACUGUCAUCAGCCAGAAACACACACGUGUGUGCACACUUGGGCCAUCACCUGCCGCCUUCCUAGGCACAUUAGCAGGGAGCUGGAUCAGAAGUACUCACUGCACCAGUGUGGUCCCUUCCUUUUUCUCCUUGAACUCAUUUUAAUUCCUCUUACCCCCCAAAGUUUUAUUCUUAUAUAAUAUGUUUAUUUUCAAGUGUUUUAUUAAUUAUCCCAUUAGAAUUCUUGUUUGCAUAAAUAAAAAUACAAAUUGAAAUUUUAUUUCCUGUGACCAUGAAGCCAUAGGUGUUCACACAAAGUUUAUCUUCUGGAAAAAUUGAUCAAAAUGACCUAAAUAUGCUUUUAAUAUUUCUAUGAGUAAUUAUUAAACAUAAAAUUAAAGGUUUAUUAAAAUACACACCUGUAUAAAAUGGAUAGGGUUUUAAUUUUCCAAUUAUCUCAAGUAUGCAUGGAUGGAUAUUACUUAAUGCUAGAAUGAGAUAGCAUUCAGAAACAGCUCUGUUCUUAUUCUUGGUGUUUAUAAAUAUCAAGGCUGAGAAAUCUGGCUUAUAAAAAUAAGUGUUAAGUCCUGGAAACUCUUUUUUACAUCAACAUUGAUUUAACAUUUGUUUAAAGAUUUAUUUAUUUAUUUGAAAGACAGAGUGACAGAUACAGAGAAAGAUCUUCUAUCCACUGGUUCACUCUCCAAAUGCCCACAACAGCCAGGGUGGGGCAAGGCCACAAGCAGAAGCUAGCAACUCCAUUCAAAUCUCCCACGUGGGUGGCAGGGGCCCAAGUACUUGAAUCAUCAUCUACUGCCUUCCAGAAUGCAUUAGCAGGAAGGUGGAUCAGAAGUGGAGUAGCCAGGACUUGAACCAGGCACUUUGAUAUGGAAUGUGGGUGUCACAAGCAGCGGCUUACCCUCCUGCACUGCAAUGCCUACCCCAAAAUCACUAUUUUGAGUGGCUGCAUUGUCAGCCAAGUAGUCACAAUACCUUGAGGCCAAACUUCAUGGGAAGUUUUGAGAUGCGUUGAAGGGAUGCAUUUCCUUUGCCUGUGCAAGUUUUCAAGAAACAGAAUAUGGGAACAAGAUGUUUUUCAGAGAUCAGUAUCUGUGAAAGGAAUGGGGAGGAAACAGAUCUGGUUGGAGAAGGAAUUAGUGAAGCGUCGGCCAACCCAGCAGAUAGCUCUGAAGCCAGUACUGCCACCAUUAGAGUCAUCUUGGGGACCGACCUUCAUAGCUUCACAGGCUCCAUCAUCGAACCUAGGACUGUCUUGGGAAGAGCGUGACCUCAAGCAGGGCGGCCACUGAAGCUUAGGCAGCCCCCACCACUGAUGUCUGGGGGCUGGCUAUUGGCCAUUCUCUGCAUAGAAUGGGCAGUGUCUGAGGGUCCUGGAGAUGCCGUAGCCAACUACACAAACCUUUAAUGUAAAGUAACAGAGAUUUGUUCUCUCACAGUUGUGGAGACAAGAGACCCAAAGUCAAGAUUUUCGCCACAUGGGUUCUUUCAGAAGGUUCUGAGGGAGAAUCUGUUUCAUGCCUUUUUCUCAGCUUGGGUGGCUCCUGGCAGUCCCUGGCUCUUCUGGGUGCUCUUUGGCAUGUAGAUGCAUCACUCCAGUCUCUGCCAGGGUCUCCACAUGGCGUUCACCCUCUGUGUUGAUGUAUCUGUUUUCUUCUUUUCCGUCUUACAUAAGGUUACAUUAUAAUCCAGGAUGCUUUAACCUCAAGAUCUUUAAUCACUCUGCAAGGAGCCCUAUGAUAUAUAAAUUCAUAUUCUAAGGCUCCAGGUCAACUUACCUUUUGGAGAUCACCAGUUCAACCCACUACACACAGAAGGUUCUCUGUUGAAUGAUGCUACACAUCACAUCUCCAUAACUACCACAUUUUGUAAAAUGGAAAAACAGUAAGUACAAAGGGAAACUGAAAAGAAACAGAACAAAUGGGAGGCUUAGCGGUCAAGCAGGUUGCCAAGCAGAUGAGCAUUAGAAAUGAGCACAUAUGGAAGUUGAGUGGAAAUUGACACUCCCUGAAAAGUCUUUGGAUAGCCUAGGGUGACAAGUAGCCAAAGCCAGGAGCCAGGAACCCCAUCCACAUCUCACGUGUAUGGCAGGGACCCAAGUACUUGGGCCAUCACCUGCUGCCUUCCCAGGCAUGUUAGCAGGGAGCUGGAUCAGAAGCAGAGCAGCUGGAAAUCGAACCAGUGCUCCAGUAUGGGAUGUCAGCAUCACGAGUGGCAGCCUACCCAACUUGACCAUGACACUGGCCCCACUGGUUACAUUUUUAGAGCAGCAAGACCAAGAAUUAAGCAGGUGCUUUAAGCAUAAGACUUUGAACUCCUUCCUUUCUGCCAUGCCUCUGAGAAAGCCACAGGAAUGGCCCCAUUUAAUAGCCCAUUAAAAAGAGAGUCCCAACUCUAAGCAGUUUUAUGUCACAUUACAGCCAUUGCUCAUUCAGAACUAAGAAAUCACUUUUCCAAAUCACCUUCUCAUGGUAUGUCCCAAACUCAGCCCAUAUAAGUCAUAGACCAAAGGUAUGGCCCCUAUAAUUACAUUUUUUUGUUUCCAACUGUGGCUGUAAUUCAUCCUACCACACACAGUUGCCAUCCCGACAUAGAGACCCUCAAGGGCACAGGAAUAUUAGGAUGACAAAGGGAGGCCAGUGUGAGGCUCUCUAAGAGGUGAGUCUGGAGUUGUCUCUGAUGUGAGAGGGAAGUGAUGUCCCAGUGUAUCUCUGAGAUGAGGGCAAGUGCUCCCCUUUCCUUAACAGGUCUUAAGUGGCAAACCUCUGAUUUUCAUAUCCAACAGGGUCUUGAUGCAUCUCAUGUGUUUUGCUUAUUAUUUGAGAAAGGUUUACAAUUAGAGGAUUUUUGUUUGUUGGAGACAAUGCCAAAAAAAAUCUAUUUAUGAGACUCAGCAGAAGGAAAUGAAAAUUCCUGAGACCAUAUAAUCUCUUCUCCCUGUCCUUUUCCCACCCCUAAUUAAAUUUUUUAAAGGAGAUGAAAGAAUGAAUAUAAUUUAACAGUAGCCUGGGGUUCCACUCUUUCUCCAGGCAAGGACACAGAGAAACAAGUCUCUGGAUACAUGUCUUCUGAAAUAACAGUGAAGGAAAAAUAAUUUAGUAAACUCUAUUUAUUUUUACAGCCAAAGUCACAAUUCUCUUCCCACAGAAUCAAGGCCUAGCAUCCUGAUAUCAGAUUUAACAAUACCAAAUUUCUAUUUUCCAGCAUAAAUACGUUUGGGAAACGGCCAGUGGAAUUUUCCACUUCAGUUAGCCACAGUGGGGAGUUUACAUCAUUACACAAUUGCAAUGAAGUUUAGUAAUGAGUAUCACAAUGGAAAAUUAAUAAAAGCUCAGUGUAGCCCAGCCCAUUCAAGUAAUUGUCAAUUAAGGCUACAAUCAAUACCGAGGUAAUAGCUCAUGAACAAGGAUGGUUGGGUACUUACUUCAUUAAUGUUGCAAAUCAAUGUCAACCAUUUGGGAGUAAGUGCAGAGAAAGGAACUCAUAUACUGAGGUAAUCAUAGCUGGGGAACUCACUGGCUAACAGGAGACGUAGGGAUAGUCUACAAAUAGACAAAUGCCAGGUAAGAGUGCCGACGGCUGAUAGAGUGUCCUGGUUACUAGAAGAUAAAAUCAUUGUGGCCAGCCCUUGAUACUGAAAUCCUUCGAAAGUACCUUUGUCUUUUUCCAAAACUUGGGACACUGAUCAGUUUGCAUUUAUGUCUUCCUUCCUGUUGGCCUUGAAUAGAUACUCAUGUUUUCACUCUGCCUUGAAAAGAAAAUCUUCAUAUUUAUUUCUUCAGUAGUCUUUUGAAGUACCAAGCGGUCUGUUUGUUCAACAGGUGGGCCUGGGAAUUCAUUUGCUUAGAGAAUAUACUGGGUUUAUGAUCACAUUGGUAGGCACUGUGGUUUCCUUCUUCUUCCCCUCCCCCUCUUCUCCCAGUAAUAGCACCAAAACCAAAUAUGUACAUAAUAUCAAGACAGAAUACAUUUAGAAACCUGAUAAUAAUCUUAAAAUUAUACACCUAAUGGAAGGAACACAAUUAUAUAAAAAAGUACCCCAACCAGGGCAUGGUUGUUGACUUUCCAGUCAAAUUUGAAGACAACACAAAUUGAGCACUACAGCCAUACCAUUGUAUGCCAUAGCAUUGUAAGUCUUUGGAUGACACCAUCCAGUUGUCAUCCAAGGACUUUAUUUCCUUGACGUUAUUUCUGAGAAUUUAUGAAUGCCUUCUUGCCUCAUCUCCUUCAGCGGAACAUACAGCCUGUGAUGUGCACAGAGACUUCUAUGCUCUGCCUCUAUUCUUGUAGCUGCUCCUGGCUCCAACCUACUGAACAUUUCUCUUGGUCCAACGGAUGUGACCGCUCACAAAUGCUGUAGUGUUGACAGUGCUCUCUAGAAAAGAGAGACCUGGCGACAAGUCGGGUCAUGAAGUCAGGGACCAGCCUGAGUUAGAAGGCUAAGAGGGAAAUUUCACAUCAACCUUGCAGAUCAGAGGCACAACACCCUUCCACAAUGCUGGUUCCUUUCUGAGGCAUUUUGUGAAGAGUACACAUGUAGAGCACUUCUACCCGGGGCUCAAGGGAAAGCAGCUCUGGGCAAGGUGGAAAUGGCAGGCAGGAAGAGAGGGGUGGCUUAAUUGAUGAGUAUCCCUUGAGUAGAAAAAUGGAAAAGAGGAAGCUAAGAGGUGAGAGAAAUGAGUAAGUACUGGGUUCCUGUUGUUCAUGCCAGGCACUGGGCUAGGUGAUCUAUCAACAGCAUCUCAUGUUCCCUGUCAUCUCGGAUGUCAACCGAAAGUCAGGACCAGGUUUUUAUGGUCCUCUUAUAAGAAUCAGGAAAUGGGGCACCCUGAUGGAGCCAGAGACAGACCCUGGGUGACCCCACCCCUAACUGCACUUAUUGUAAGGUCACCUGCCAGGAGGUGCUUUCUUCGAAGUUAAAAUGUGAAGUGUUUGGUGUAGCACUUCAUGAAGCUUCCUCCUGCACAAAUCCUGCCUCUAUGGAGACCCAUCCCUUACAUUUUAUUCUAGAAGGGCCUAAAUUUGCUCCACAUGAGAGGUAGGGAGAUGGUGACGGCCCACAUUACCAGUUGCUCCUUUUCAAAGACUCAUGAGAUGCAUACAAGCACCUGCCUCCACCAUGUCCAAACACCUUGAGUCCCAGUAAACUGAUCUGCUGCUGUUGCCCAACAUUCAUCUGGGCUCCUCUACUAUUUUUUUUUCUUCUGGAAUAAUCACCAUUUUUCUUUUUCCUGAAAGAGAGAGACUGAGGCAUGCAGACAGACAAAAAUAUUCCAUCCACUGAUUCAUUCCCCAACAGCCAGGGUUAGGCCAGGCUGAAGCUGGGAACCAGGAAUUCAGUCUUUGCCUCUCCUGUGGGUGCUAGGGAUCAAAGUACUUGAGCCAUCUCCUGCUGCCUCCCAGGGUGUGCAGUUGCAGGAAGCUGGAAUUGGAAGCAGAGCCAGAACCUGAACCCAGUCACUCUUGUGUGGGAAGUGGGUGUCCCCAGUGGUGUCUUCACCACUGCACCAGACGCCUGCCCCUCCCUCCACUGUUGGGGCUGCACUCACCAGCUAGCCGUGGGUCAGAAAUGGGUGCUCUCCCCUCUCCUCUCCAGUCACCAUGAAGGAGUUAUGCUCAGUUGUGUCUGGAUAACGCUCCCAGAGGAUUUUCCAAAAAUAGCCAUUUGGAACUCACAACUGUAUUUGUUUAAAGAUUGUUAUUACUUAUUAUCUCACAGAAAAUCCUUUUGUGAGGAACAUAAAAAAGUAUUUGAUUCAUUACUAGAAAGAGCUAGACUGUUCCUGAGUUGCUGUCUUCUGUUUGUUUAUAAAUUUUGUCUGUGCAUCUAGAAACUAACCUUUACUCCUUUCACUGGGUGCUGGAAAACUUUAUAAGACUGCCAUUCACCUCUAUUAUUUUAUUUAUUUGAAAGACAGAGUUACAGAAAGAGUUAGAGACAGAGAGAGAGAGAUCUUCCAUCCAGUGGUUCACUCCCCAAAUGCCUGCAGCAGCUGGAGCUAAGCCAAUCUGAAGCCAGGAGCUUCUUCUGGGUCUCCCACCUGGGUGCAGGGGCCCAAGGACUUGGGACAUCCUCCGCUGCUUUCCCAGGCCAUUAGCGGGGAGUUGGAUCAGAAGUAGAGCAGCCAGGACUUGAACUGGCGACCAUAUAGGAUGCUGGCACAGCAGGCUGAGGCUUUAGCCCUCUGUGCCAUGGUGGCAGCCUCUCUUUAAUGAUUUUUAACCACUGAUUUUACCUUUACCCUAAUUUUAUCCUAUUUAUUUCCCUACCUCCUGUUCUCUUAACCUGAUUUAAUAAUUUAUAUUUUAUGUUUUAAUAAUAUAUGUAUCUCAGUAUGCAGCUUCAAAACUUUUUGGAACUGGGUGCAACAUAAAUACCUAAGAAGUAGAUCAUACAUUCCAACAUUUAUCGAUCACCUACUCUAUGCCAGGCACUACUGUGCUUGGUGCCGAGGCUCUUAAAGGCAGAUGGAGUUUGCCAUAUAAGUCCAUGGCCUGGGUUUGCAGUAGUGCUCUGCGGAUCUCAGAGCCUGGAAACCACAAUCAGGCAAACUAUGUUUCCAUUGAACCUGGAGAUGUGAGAGCCAGAAUCACGGCAAGGAAGGGUCAGUUGUUCUGGUUGUGUGGCUUUGGGUCACCCUUUCCUUUCUACACCUGCAGCAGUGAAUGGGCGUUGGUCUUCUGCAUGCUGGUUGUAUGCAUCAGUCUUUCCUCAAGAAUGCUACACCUCCAGGGCAGUCCAUACCCAUAAACACUAGGCAAGAUCUCCAUUGACUGGGUGGAUAGAUGAAGGGAUGUCACCUCCUGGCUUAAAUCUUCCAGGGUUAAAAAAAUCACACUAAGAACAACACCCAAAUUCUUUACAUUGGCCUGUCGUGAACUAUACCGCCUGACAUCCACUCAGCCCCACCACCUCUCUGACCUCUGCUGUACAGUGAACCUUUUAUUAUUCCCAGGGCUUUGGAGUUUGGCUCCAAGGCCAGAUACAUUUCUUCAUUCACAUCUCAGCUUAAAAAGUACCCCUUUUGAGAGGCUUCCAACCAAAUGAAGGUACCAACAUUGCCACCCACCUCCAUCAGCAUGGACGGAGUGGUCUUGCUUUUGCUUCAUACCACUCUUGUUGGCCGAGUCCCUCACAGACUCCUGAGGUGGCCUGCUGAUUGCACAAAGCCAAGUUGAUUGCUUAGUGCAGCAAGUUGGGAUGCUACUACUUUGACAGAAUCACAGGAGCAUCUUAGAAGGGGCAGGUGAAGGGUGCUAUGUUGAUAUGUUUUUGAGAGUCAUUCAAUGUGGAGAUUGAUUGGAACCAUGAAAACUUUGUGAAAUAAUAGUUUAGAACCAGCAAAUAUAAGGAUGUGAGGGCUUUUCAGGCGGGCUUGAAGAGUAUUUAGACCAGUUGGAGUGUUCUCAGAAGAGGCCAACUACCCUAAUGAGGAUUAGAUUGAGUUCCCAGCUCCUGGAUUGAGUCCCUGGCUCUUGGCUCUGGCCCCAGCUAAGCUCUGGCCAUUGUGGGCAUUUGAGGGAAUGAAACAGUGAUGGGCUCUCUCUCUCUCUCUCUCUCAUAAAAAUUUUUUAACCUGCAUUUUGUAUAAAAUACAGUAUGUGUAAUAUAUGUGAAUCUAUAAUAAAUGUAAUGAUAUAUGAAAUAAAAUAUACAAUAAUACACAUAUAUAACAUUGUAAUAUAUUCUUAUAAGCUUUAUUAUAUAUUUUAUAUAUAUAAUUACAGAAAAAGAGGGAAAAGCAUAAUUAAAAGCUGUGUGUUUGACAUAAUCUACAUUUUGUAGAGAAAUAUAAGACUGACAGUAAAUCUCUCACACACUCACAUACACAAACAUCCAGACAAGGAAUGGACCAAAAUGUUAACGCUGGUUAACAACCCUGGGCAGUAAAAUUAUGGCUGAUUUUAUUUUUAUUUUUCAUACUCCUCUCUAUUUUGUAUGUUUUUUUUAGAAUGGUAUUUUAAAAUGUCACUUUCCUGUUUGAGGGUGGGGAGAGUGGGAGAGUUGCCAGAUAAAAUGUAUGCUACCCUGUUAAAUUUGAAUUUCAGAUAAACUUUGUUUUUUAGUGUAAGUAUACCCCCAAUAUUACCUGGGACAUAUUUACUUUAAAACGUAUUUGUUGUUUAUAUGAAAUUCUGAUUUAACUGGGUGUCUUGUGCUCUGUUGGCUAAGCCUGACAACCUAGAGGGGGGGACAGAGCCUGAGAAUCACUGGAGAGCUUUCUCACACCUGUGCUCUGCUGCCCACCCUCAGUCAGCGCCUGAGUGUGUGCCCACCUCCCUGCCAACGCUCAGGCUGCGAUCUCCUCCCAGGCUUGUCCUCCAAGCUGGGGCCUGAGGGUGGCAUUGCAGGGGGUGCUGUGCCGUGCAGGGUUCUGGGGUCUCCCCAGUUCUCCCUGGUGCGACUUUACUGCAUUCGCACCCACGCCUGUGCUCUCAUUGGCCAGUGUUCAUCAGUUCUGACCCUGAGGGGCAUUGGUGGGCCCUCCCCCAGGGAUGGAGUUACAGAAUAGAAUGGGCAGGCUGGCUGGUAAGGGAGUUCUCUAGGCAGCUGAAAGCCUCUGGCCUUGGAGAUCCAACUCUGAGGCUCUGGAUCUCUCCCAGAGCCUGCGGUGGAGACAGAGGGGUGGCUUCUUCCCCAGAGCACUGGGGUAUCUCAGAUGCUGUCUUCCAGCCUCACUAGAAUGCAUUUCUGCCAGAGGACUCACGUGUCAAGAGAGAACAGCCUUCUUUCAGGAAGGAUCUAGGAUUCCUUGGCCAGUGGUCAAGCACCAGUGUGGCUCCUUAGGGGAGCCGCGAGGAAUUCAUAGCAUUGCCAAAGACCUGAAAUAACCCCAUGAGGCAACACCUCAUGAAAUAAUGCUGGAGGUGCAGGUAGCUAAACAUUAGCCAGGAUGUGUAAACAUGGGCUUCAGAAAGGCGAUAAUUAACAAAGUGUAGGUCAAGGAGCAAAAGAAGAGAAAGAGUAGGCUUUGGACAAGGCCCCUGAACCCUCUAAGCUUCACUUUCACUGUUGCAAAAUGGGUGGGUUGAACAAGGUGAUACAAUAGGUACCUUCUAACUUCAAGUUCUGGAAUGUGAAUAUGGGGAGUUAGCUGGGGGAAGGGAGCAGUCUUCUUACGUAGGGAAGAAAAACGAUGACUCUAAUAAAUCCAACAUCAUUUACUGUACCUUUCAGUAGGGAGGAAGAGGAAGGAUUCAUAUUUUUCAGGUGUUUACUCAGUGCCAGCUAUUGAGCAUAUUUGAUUUCAUGUCUAAGCUCUAGAACAGCUCCUGGAGGUCAGUAUUAUUCUCUUCCUGUUAGGGAAAGGGAGUCACAAAUAGGUUCAAUGAUUUUUGUUAAGCCCACGGAGCCAGUAAGUACAAAGCCAGGGCUCGAACCAGGAUUGUCUCUGCCUUAACUUGAUGCUUUGACGGCCGUGACUUGCUGACCUCCCCACUGUUUCUAAGAUGAAAGUGGGGUAACCUGUUUCCUGAGCUCUCACCAGCACAAGGGGAGUUACAGAGACAGGGCCAGAGGGAGGGUCAUCCCCUUCCACCGUGUAACCUUCCCUCCAGAUCUCUCACAGAGAGAAGAAAGAAACCACAUUUCAGUCACUCCCUGGUUUAAUCAUUUCCCAUGAACAGGCCCUGGACAAGAGGGAAGAAAUGUGGGUGCCACUAUUUGCUGAAAGAAGACACUGAGGGAAAAAUAGACGUUGAGGGAUAAGGGUUGGAAAGUCUUUGAUUUCAGAGUAAAUAUUCAAGCAACUUUCCUUAACUAAAGUGAUUGAUCAGGUAGGUGAUCUGGCUACUGUGGGCCUUGGCCAUUUUCAGGCCUCUAUGGGAUAGUCACAAGAAAAAUAUGAACUAGAAAUAUUGGAAACAACCAAUAGCAUACACUUUCUUGGGCAGGAAUAAAACUUUAUUUGUAUGAGCAGUUGCCAUUUAAAUGGUGCUAGCAAUUCCAUUUGGAGGAACAAAUCAUUUUGGGCUAGAGUUAGUUGUCUAUGAAAAUGUAAGAACAAGAGUGAGCCAAAGAUGCUCACAUCUCACCUCAGAGUGCCUAAGUUUGAGUUCUGGUUCUGGCUCCCAAGUCCAGCUUCCUGCCAUUACUAAUGGCUUAAGUAAUUGGGUUUUACCAUCCAUGUAGGAGACUUGGAUUGAGUUCCUGGUUCCUGGCUCCAGUCCAGUCCAGUCCCCAUCAUGGGCAUCUGGGGAGUGAACCAAUGGAUAGGAACCCUGUGUCACUCUAUCUGUCUGUCUCUGUCUCUCUUUGUCUCUCAAAUUACAAAAGAGAAAAAAGAAAAGUAGAUAGAAUUCAUUGCCUCAAAUCCUUUGGAUGGAGUGUUGAGUUCCUUGGGAUCAGAUACUGAAAUGAAGAUCAUGAAGAAGUGGUUGGUUAAGGAAGUGCUCCCAGCAGAGAUGUGUGAGAGUGUGGAGAAAGCAAUCCAAAGACAGAAACUAAGCAAGUAUGUGAUCCCACAGAGGAAUCUGGGAGUGUUAAUUACAUCUCACAGUUGUCCAACCAGAGACAAGAGAUCUGGGUUUUCUACCUUGGUAAAGAGACACGUAGGGUGGGGGAUACUGGUUGUAAAUUCUCAGUUACAUUUAGCUCUAUAAAAAUGUAACCAUAGGCCCACAUCAUGGCACAGCAAGUAAAGCAGCUGCUUGCUAUACCAGCAUCCUGUAUUGGCACCAGUUCGAGUCCAGGCUGCUCCAUUUCCAAUCCAGCUCCCUGCUAAUGGCCUGGGAAAGCAGUGGAAGAUGGCCCAAGUGCUUGGGUCCCUGAAUCCAUGUGGGAGGCCUGGAAGAAGCUCCUGGCUCCUGACUUUGGACCAGCCCAGUGCUGGCCAAUGCAGCCAUCUGAGGUAUAAAUCAGUGGAUGGAAGAUCUCUCUCUCUCUUGCUCUCGCUCUCUCGCUCUCACUCUCUCGCUCUGUGUGUGUGUGUCCUCUCUCUGCAAAUCUUUCUAAUAAAUUUGUUUUUAAAGAUUUAUUUUAUUUAUUUGAAAGACAGAGUUACAGAAAGAGAGAGAGAGAGAGAGAGAGAGAGAGAGAGGCCUUCAACCCACUGGUUCACUCCCCAAACAGCAGCAGCGGUCAGAAGCUGAGCUGGUCCAAAGCCAGGAGCCAGGACCUCCCACAUAAGGGCAGGGGACCAAGGACUUGGGCCAUCCUCCGCUGCUUUCCCAGGUGCAUUAGCAGGGAGCUGGAUCAGAAAUGGAGCAGCUGGAACUCAAACAGGCACCUAUAUUGGAUGCCAGCACUGCAGGCUGGGGCUUUAACCUGCUGAGCAACAGUGCCAGCCCCAAAUCUUUUUUUUUUUUUUUUUUAAUGCAAGCAAAGUGGCUCCAGCCUCAGGAUAUUACUCUGAAGAGUCUCAGGUACCUUAGCAAUGCUGCCUCUCUCUACACCCCCUUUAUAACAUGGAAUUAGCCUCUGAACAGCAAGUAGACAAUUCCAGUAGAUCUGUUCUUAGUACCUUUCCUCUCUGAAGAAGAUCUGAUUAACGUAGGUGGUCGUGAGUAUGGCCAACCUGUUGGAAAGAGCUCCAGUGUGAGGGAAUUCACCAUGAAGAUGGAGGAACUUGGGUGUGCAGCUGACCCUGUUAAUUUAUCUACCUGACCUGGUGGAUUCACUUUAGCAAUGUUGGCUGACUGCCUGAAGGAUCAGUUACAAGCGUAGAAGCCCCAGAGUGGAGCAUGACACUGAAAUGAUAGAAUCAUCCUCCCUCCAAAGUCUACUGCAGUCAUGAUGGCAGUAGUAGGCAAGGAUGCACGGGGCUGAGGGUUAUCUUUUCAGUGGUGCCACAGUUUAAUCUAGUCAUUGCAAUAAUAGAAACAAAAUGGAAGGGGCCGGUGCUGUGGUACAGUGGGUUAAAGCCCUGGCCUGAAGCACCAUCCCAUAUGGGCACCAGUUCUAAUCCCAGCUGCUCCUCUUCUGAUCCAGCUCUCUGCUAAGGCCUGGGAAAGUAGUGGAGGAUGGCCCAAGUCCUUGGGCCCCAGCACCCAUGUGGGAGACCUGGAAGAAGCUCCUGGCUCCUGGCUUCAGAUCGGUGCAGCUCCGGCCAUUGCAGCCAACUAGGGAGUGAACCAGCGGAUGGAAGACCUCUCUCUCUCUGCCUCUCCUCUCUCUGUAACUCUGUCUUUCAAAUAAAUAAAAUAAAUCUUUAAAAAAAGGAAAAUAAAAUGGAAAAAAAGGCCGGGGAGAUCUCCUAGUGGACUGGUCAUGGUCUACAGUUCCUCCCAGUAAAAUAUUUGAAAGCUCCAAUGACUGGACUAAGUUCUGGGGCUCUAGAACAAUACAUUUGGGAGAUUCUAAGAUAAAGAUAUACCAUCUGUUCUUAUAUGACAUUGGUGACUAAACAUACUAAUUUCCAUAUCAAAAACAAAACAGGCCAGGUGAACUACUGGUGUGUGGUCUAAUGUGUGAAGAACUUGGAACCCAACACUGCUGUCCUCAUGACCAGAAAAAGCUGAACCAACUGAAAACCAACCUUUUUUUUUUUUUUUAUCCAUCAGAGAACUGGAGUUACAAGAAAAACUGCUGUCCUGAAUCUUGGAGAGCAUUGAGAAUUCUCUGGAGGAGCCACAGUCCUGCACUAAGGAGCCUGCUGCAUGGAUAAAGAAGAAAUUAGUUGGAGUUUGAGUCACUCCCCCAACAUCUGCUCCGUCACAAACUCUUGGCUGAAAUUCUUUAGUUGUCUACUUUCCUUUGACUGCUUAAUUGUUUUCUGAGGCUUCUCAGAAGCAUUAAACAUUUCUCUAAGUGUA